Molecule: messenger RNA, 2625 nt
Organism: Phragmites australis (common reed)
Lineage: Eukaryota; Viridiplantae; Streptophyta; Magnoliopsida; Poales; Poaceae
Product: inactive leucine-rich repeat receptor-like protein kinase CORYNE
Exons: 2
Coding region: 904-2181 (425 amino acids)
Biological process (GO): protein phosphorylation
Molecular function (GO): protein kinase activity; ATP binding
Source: RefSeq, a predicted model, not a curated record
AAGCGAACGGGGAGAGAGAGAGAGAGAGAGAGAGAAGAGAAGAGGGGUAAAAAAGGUAGAGAGAUCUCAGUUUCCUGUCCCGGCGGGGAGAAUGUCUGAUCCGGUCGCUGUGCCUGUGCAUGGUGGAUGCCAAGCCAAGCGGCCUGAGACUGAAGCGAGAGGCGUGAUGAAAACUCUCGGCUCUUACGCCCACACCGCUCUGCUCUCCGAGUAAAACAAGCAGUGAGCCAGGCGAGCCAACGAGCAAGAGCUCAACUUUAGAUAAUUCUUGGCCCGUGUCGUUACAGUUUGAAGCUUUCUGGAGGGAGCAGAGCUCGGUAUCAGCUGAGAGCCUGAGAGAGUGAGAGAGAAGGGGGAGUUGAGGUUUCCGUUUCUCUCUAGAAAAUUAAGUUUUGCAGCUUCCAGGGUGUGCUCUGUGCUUUGGUUAAUUUCUUGGUGGGAGGUGUCAAGUGCGUGAGCCGCUGCCUGCUUGAGGUGUUUUUCUGUUGUUUCUGUCCUGGUUCUUCGUCAGGUUCAGGCACUUCCCUUUAAAGUUCUAAGCCAGUACACUUCCCCUUUCAACUUCUACGCCAGUACGCCACUCUGUUUUGGAUAGGUUCUCUCCUCUACUGCACUGCACUGACUUGGGCAAACUGUUUUUUCAUCUUCUUGCGGGAAUUUCUGUGGGCAAAGAUCAGUUGCCAUGCAGAAGUUGAAGCUCCUUCGAUGCCCAAGUUCCUCGCUUCUAGUAUCCUCCUUGAUUUCCAUGGAGGGAGACUGUAGGGGGUGAGUGAGAUGUGCAAGUAGAAAGCAAAAAUUGCAUCUUGAACCAAGUUAUUUCCUUUGAUCCUGAGCAUUGAGCAUUUUUUCCCUAUCUGCCCAAGGAAUUUUUGUUUUUUGCUAGCAAGUCUGGUUCUUGUUUCCAUGGAGCAAGGAGGUGGGAUGAUGAGCAGGAACCCUACCAAAACCCUGCCGCUCCUGGCCACCCUUCUCCUCGUGCUCGCCUUCCUCUCCAUGUGCCCGGCAGCCUCCUCCCAGCCCCAGCCGCUCCACUCGGAGCCCAUGGCCACCCAGUCUCCGCCACCCUCUCCCCCACCUCCGCCUCCGCCGCAAUCCAAGAUUCCCCGUGCGCAAGCCGGCGGCGCCGCCCGCCUCCGCCGCAUCGCGCUCGGCGUCCUCUUCGGCUCCCUCGCCGGCUUCCUCCUCGCCCUCGCCUUCCUCUACGCCAUCCGCGUCGCCAUCCUCCACGCCAAGAACGCGCCCGCGAUCGUCAGGGGGCCCGUCUCCUUCACCCCGCAAAUCUCCCCCAAAAACCUCCAGGCCGCGCUCCCCUCCGCGCAGCCGCUCGCCCAUGGCCCCCAUGGCAAGUACUACAAGCUGGCUCUUGACAAUGACCUCACCGUCGCCGUCAAGCGGCUCGACACAGCCAACCGCCCUGAGGCCUCGCCGUCGGUGUCCCCGAACACAUCCAAGUCUGACAUGAGAAGGGUGCAGAGGCAGCUGGAAGCGCUUGCCCGGGUGAGGCACCACAAUGUGAUGACCUUGAAGGCGUAUGUUCGCGAGCCUGACCGGCUUUCGCUCGUGUACGGCUUCGUUCCUGGGGGCAGUCUAGAGGAUGCGAUGAAGAGGGUGAGGUCGCAGCAGGUCAGCCUCAAUUGGGAUGCGAGGAGCAGGAUUGCUGUUGGGAUCGCCAAGGGAUUGAGGCACUUGCAUUUUGAGUGCAACCCAAGGAUACUCCAUUGCAACCUCAAACCAUCGAAUGUGAUGCUAGACGAAGGUUUUGAACCAAUAUUGGCGGAUUGUGGGGUUGCGAGGCUGAUUGCAGCAGGUUCAGGUGAUCCAGAAUUGUGCAGUGGCCUCUACGCAGCUCCAGAGUGCUACCAAAGCAGCAGGUACACAGAUAAGAGUGAUGUCUAUGGCCUUGGCAUGAUACUUGGCGUGCUGCUCACUGGGAGAGACCCAACAGAUCCAUUUUUCUCAGGAGAAACCGGACGGGGUGGCUUGGCUAGAUGGCUCCGGCAGAUGCAGCAAUCUGCGGAUCCAAAACAAGCACUGGAUAGUAGCCUCCUAGGAGAGGAGGGAGAAGAAGAGGAGAUGCUUAUGGCGAUUAGGGUUGCCAUUAUCUGCCUCUCUGAUUCACCCGCUGAUCGGCCAUCCAGCGACGAACUCGUCGCGAUGCUAACGCAGCUCCACAGCUUGUAGUCAUCAUCAUUGACCAUUUCUUGAGCGUUCUAAUCUCCAUAUGUUCUUCCAUCAUGGCAUGGCGCUGAAUUAUGUCCGAUCAAUGCUUGCUGUACAAGUGAGUGUAACUUCCAGUGUCUUCUGCUGGAGAGUCCAAGCCAAAUGGUCCACACGGGAUCCAACAAAUUCAGAGUCCAAACAAGCAGCUGUUCCCUGUAAUUCAGUUUUGCAGCUACAUGCCGGUGGUUGAGCUUCCUGGAUGUUUUGCCCAUGACUUGGGAGGCCUUAGCGAUGUGAAUAUAUUGUAUCUUUUUAGAAAGUUGUCUCUCUUGGAUCUCUUGCUGCUAUUUAGCUGUAGAGAGAUGUUGUGCAUUGAGACCGAUGAUGUACAUCGGCUCCACCACUUGCCUGUGAAUUGAUGAUGCCUAACAUUUAACAGGCUGUUGGGCCCAAAUGUUUCGAUGA